Messenger RNA from Silurus meridionalis, 2295 nucleotides. It is a transcript of the gene aplf, whose product is annotated as aprataxin and PNKP like factor. Gene Ontology annotation, cellular component: site of double-strand break; nucleus. Gene Ontology annotation, molecular function: DNA-(apurinic or apyrimidinic site) endonuclease activity; 3'-5' exonuclease activity; protein binding. Bases 127 to 1659 code for a protein of 510 amino acids. Gene Ontology annotation, biological process: double-strand break repair. The record is from RefSeq and is a predicted model, not a curated record. NCBI's taxonomy places the organism in Eukaryota, Metazoa, Chordata, Actinopteri, Siluriformes, Siluridae. The transcript has 11 exons.
UUGAGCGAUAAACAGCAACGCGCAUGCGCAAGAGUCUAACUCUACCCGGAAGUGUCCGCCAAAAAAAAAAAAACGUGUAAGGAUGAAGAGAUUAUUUGCUUUUUAAAUAAUAUUAGGUUUUGUUUUAUGCGUCACUUUUCCCACAAGUACAAACCUAACAGAAUGCCAGAGUUUGAGUUGGAGCAGGUGGAUGGAGAAGGAGAAGAAGGUGAAAGAGGAGAAGGAAAGCUCAUUGAUUUGCCCCAUGGAGACUCUAUGAUCGGUAGAGGACCAUUUCUGGGCGUGAGCGAUAAACGAGUGUCCAGGAACCACGGGAUUCUGGAGAACCUGGACGGACAGCUGCGUCUCAAACCCAUACACGUGAACCCCUGUUUCAUUCAGACAUCUCUGGAUGCAACACCACAACCGCUAGAGAAGGACAAAUGGCACUGUCUGAAGGACGGAUUCAUCUUCUCCCUGCUCCCGGGGAAAUACAUCUACAGAGUGCGUGCUGUUGCAGAGGAAAAGACACCAAGGAACAGUCAGGGUUUUGAGGAGGAAGAGAAGGAGCAGGUGGAGGUGGUGAUGGAGACGGUGUCCGAGACGGAGCAGAACCUCGGAUCCUCUCGAUCGUGUGAGGAGACAUUAGCGUACACUCCUCAGGCCAAGAACAGUUUCACCUACGAGUCGGAGAUGAGAGACGAGAGCCACACAGCAGGUCCUGCUACGUUCAGUCAGGUUGGUGCUGAUUCUCGCUCUUCUUGUAAACUGGACUCUGCAGCCCCUCUGAUGCCUCGUAAAAAAAGAAUUCUUCCCGCUUGGAUGAUGGACGUCGCUCCUAUAAACACAUCAUCGCCAAAAGUGAAACGAGCUCCAGCACGAGGAGCCCGAAACACGCCUUCAUCCAAACCCUCAGGAGCCAAACGUCCACGGGCGAGGAUGCCGUCAUCAUCAGAUGACAUGGAGGAGGAGAAAGUGAAUGAGGAGGACGAGGAGGAUGGAUGUCGCAAGACCCAGAGAAAGAGAGCGAGGAGGCUGGAAAGUGACCCGGAGGAGAGCCAGGACCAGGUUCCGGUCUCAAGGGCCAGCCAGGAGAGGCUACAGGAGGAUGAAGAUACCAACACAGAGAGCAUAGCUCAGAAAACGGACGUAAAGGAGAAAGAAAGUCAGAAUUAUGAGGCCGAUCAGAGGUCCAAAAAAACUGAAGGCUCAACCUCAAGGCCGGAAAGCUCCGGAAAUACGCAGACAAGUGUUCAGCAGAAGGCAAAAAUUCAGCACAGGAUGCCGUGUCCCUACGGCAGCUCCUGUUACAGGAAAAACCCGAUCCAUUUUCAAGAGUGCAGUCACCCCGGGGACGACGAUUACGAGGAGGAGCAAAACAACCGGGACGACGAAGAAGACGAUCGGCCCGAGUGUCCAUACGGCACUGACUGCUACAGGAAGAAUCCACUACACAAAAAAGAGUACAAGCACACCAAACCUCCAGCUAAGAAGACUGUACCGCUUAAUGAUGAUGAUGAAGAUGAAGACCAGUACGAGAACAGCUUCAUUAAUGAUGACAGCGAAGAAGAGGAUGUAGACGAGGAUUCUGACUAUGUUCCUGAGUCGGAGGACAGCGGGAACGAGUUCAUCAAACAACUCAUGAAGGAGGCCAAAGGCUUUCUCAAGAAGAAGAAAUAACCAGACACCUGAAAACAAGGUUCCUGUUGGUGUUCUUAGAGACAGUUUGCUAAGAUUUAAAGCUUAUCUAAGGAUGAUGAUGUGGGUUGAGGGUGACACCUGUAACAUCGGCAUUACAGCAGAAUGUAUGUUUCCGAAGCACUUCCAGGUUUCCAGCAAUACUGAACACUACUAAAUGUCCAGAUCAGAGUCUCCAGAGUUUAAAAGGUCUCUCAGGAAGGAUGUUCAGGUUUCAGGUGCACCUCUGGAAUAACUCGCAAGUGUAAUAUGAGACUUCUUGUGCAUUGUUGAAUGUUUACACCAGUCUGUUAUAGAGACUAAAGUUCUGAGUUUCUAAGUAAGAACGUAGCGCAAUUAGAGCUGCGUUUCCGUUAUGAUUCAGGAAGUACUUCAGUAUUGAAAAACCUAUUUUUUUAUAUAUUUUUUUUAAUUCAUUGUUCCUAUUUUAUGUACUUUUAGUAAAACGUUAUUUCUCAGAAUGUUCCCAUGGUGUAUCUGGAUGUUAUUUGAUGGCAUAAAUGAAUAACAUUCUACUGAGGUGUAAAUGAAUACGCUUUUGCACCUUUUGGAGGAUGUAGUAUACGUUUUAUAUGUGGAAAAUUUUACAUAUAAAGGAAUAAAGAAAUAUGACAAUAA